GUCAUUUGCAAACGCAAUUUGAAUUUUGUGUAGGCUUGCCGUUAUUUUAAUUUUAUAAGCAGUAAUAGAAAAAAUAGGAAAACAAUAAUAAAAUAGUAAUAUGUGAGAUAGUGAAAAGCGUUAACACAAAUCGAAACAGACAAAACUCAUUAUUUGUGGAUAUUUUGUUAUAUUUCUUCGUUAGUAACAGAGCCUAUAAGAAAUUUUGAAAUAUAUAUCUGAGCUCCACUCUUGCGAUUCAGAAGAGCCGCAUAUUACUCUUUUCAAAGAGAUCUAUUUGAGACAAAUAUAACCGAUUAAAUCAACCGAUAACCAUGGAGACUUCCACGCCAAUGCCCAGUCUUGCUACCGAUCUACGUCGACGGACUUUGUUGAAAAAUGCAGCCCAAAUGUCGCCUCUUCGAAAAUCUAUGAACGUAUCCCUCAACGCCUCAUUACUCGAGGAAUCAAACGAUGACGAAGAGAGAUCGGACAGGAGAAACCAGCAGGACAUCCACAAAAGACUUUCUAACCUACCUCAACGUCCAUCUCCAAUGAAUGAAUCGUUCAUCAAGGAACAGUUUAUUAUCUGCACACAUCUUUUUACAGAAAAUAAAAUCAACUCAAAGAAUGCAUGGAAACUACAGAUCAUAGAUUUGCUGAAACCAUUAUGCCAGAAAUCAAACAAAGACACCUUACAAGUGGCAAGCACGUCUAUAGACAUAAGCGCAAAGGUAUACGGAAUCCGAGUGGACGACAUCCACUCCGAAGGCCUCAAACUGGCUAACAGCAUGGCAAGAGUGUCGGAGAGGAUGCCAGCUGAAGGAGAUGAUGAAGAUGGUGUUGAGAAUGAUGGCGACCGCCCAGACGAGGAGGGGAACACUCAGAAAAAAAAGAAGAAGAAAAAACGCGUGAAUUUGUCCGGGAAGAAAUGCACAGUAUCCGACAGUUCUAAAACUCACUGCGGCCCCUUACCAAAACUGGAACCGAUCGAAUUUACCACAAGAGUAAAUGCUGAUACGGGCACCAUGGAGAAUCUAUACACAAACACAUUCAAGGAAAGCUCAGAUUCUUUCCUGUUGCUCAAUAAAACUAAAACCAUGCUUGACGAUAAGGACAUGACGAUACAAAACAAAGAAAAUAUUUUAUUUCAUUCUCUGCCACCCUUACCCGCACAAGUAACCAAAAUAAAUUAUCCCUUUAGUGAUUUCAGGCUGGAUGAAUGGGAUCCCGACAAUGAGGAAAAACAGUAA
Messenger RNA from Leptinotarsa decemlineata (Colorado potato beetle), 1232 nucleotides. RefSeq names its product condensin complex subunit 2. Gene Ontology annotation, cellular component: condensin complex. Gene Ontology annotation, molecular function: chromatin binding. Gene Ontology annotation, biological process: mitotic chromosome condensation. NCBI's taxonomy places the organism in Eukaryota, Metazoa, Arthropoda, Insecta, Coleoptera, Chrysomelidae. The record is from RefSeq and is a predicted model, not a curated record.